Neofelis nebulosa (Clouded leopard) is the source of this 1577-nucleotide messenger RNA. RefSeq names its product actin, muscle-like. The record is from RefSeq and is a predicted model, not a curated record. NCBI's taxonomy places the organism in Eukaryota, Metazoa, Chordata, Mammalia, Carnivora, Felidae.
AUCAGGUCUCAGGUAAAAUCCAUAUAUUGCAUUUGUUUGGGGUGGCUCUUAAGAGUCUUGUAAUCCAUAUGGUUCAUGCUCCCUUUGUUUUAAAAUGUCACUUUUUAAUUAUAGCAACAACCAUUUGACCCACUUUUGAAUUUGGAUGAUCAUAUGCUCUUUGUGUCAUUUAAUAUAUUUCUUUAUCAUACAUUUUUCCUGAAGACUGGUACAUUUAAGAAGUUCCAGUGAAUUUAUGUUAAAAAAAAUUGGCAUGGUGAUACUAGGGGAAGGAUGCAGUAAUUCAGGGCAGCAUUUAGUUAAAAGAAGGGAGGGAGAUGGCACAUUAGUCUCUAGCAAUAUCAACUGGAAAAGAGCUGAGAUGCUUACACAUUAAGAAAAUUGAGGGUCUCGCUCACUGCAGUCCACCCAUGCUUCUUGUCCUCCCACCACUCAUUUUCAUGCCCACUGCUGCCACCUCCACCUAUCACCCUGGAAGAGGAGAUCCCUGCACUCAUCAUUGAUGAUAACUCUGGUAUAUGCAAGGUGGGCUUUGCUGGGAAUGAUGUCCCUUGUCCCCCUGCCAUAUUCCCAUCCAUUGUCAGAAACCCCCUGCCUCCAAGGUGUUGUCAUGGUGGGCAUUAGCCAAAAGGACUCCUAUGUGGGCAGCAGGGCCCAGAGCAAGCCAGGCAUCCUCCUUAAGUACCCUAUUGAGCCUGGCAUCAUCACCAACAAGGAGGAUAUGGAGAAGAUCUGGUACCACACCUUCUACAAUGAACUUCACAUGGCCCCCAAGGAGCACUACAACACUUCCACCACUGGUAUUGUCAUGGACUCUGGGGACAGGGUAACCCACACUGUGCCCAUCUUUGUGGGGUACUCCCUGCCCCGUGCCAUCCUGUGCCUGGACCUGGCUGGCCAGGGCCUGAUGGACUACCUCUUGAAGAUAUUCGCAGAGAGUGGUUACAGUUUCACCACCACAGUUGAGUGGGAAAUCAUGCGUGACAUAACUGAGAAGCUCUGCUAGGUCAACCUCUACUUUGAGCAGCAAAUGGCCACUGUGGUGUCCUCCUCCUCCUUGGAAAAGAGCUAUGAGCUGGCUGAUAGUCAUCUGAUCACCAUGGGCAAGAAGCGGUACCACUGCCCUGUGGGAUUUUCCCAGCUAUCCUUUCUGGGUAUAGAGUCCUUUGGUAUCCAUGAGAUCACCUUCAACUUCAUCAUGAAGUGUGACUCUGACAUCUGGAUGGACCUGUACUCUAACACAGUGCCGAAUGGUGGGACCACCAUGUACCCAGGCAUCUUGGACAGAAUGCAGAAAGGGAGCACGACCCUGGAACCCAGCAUUAUGAAGAUCAAGGUCAUUGCUUCUCCUGAAUGCAAAUACUUUGUGUGGAUCAGGGGCUCCAUCCUGGCCUCGCUGUUCACCUUUAAGCAGAUGUGAAUCAGCAAACAGAAGUAUGAAGAGUUGGGCCCCUCCACUUCCCACUGCAGAUGCUUCUAAAUGCCUUGCAAGCAGUUAUGUAGCAUUUGCUGCAUGAGUUAAUUCCUAAGUAUAAAUUUACCCUGGCAAAUGUGUACACUUCAUGCUAGCCUCAUAA